AACAGCAAGUCUGGAACAGGAGGAGAAACACGUUGUGGAAGACUCGUAUUGAUUCGGCUUUCAACUUUCUGUGGGCAAACUGGAGAAGAUCAUUUAGUCAGCGAUUGAAUUGAAGUACCUCAUAAUAGUUUGGAGAUUUUUGGGUGAUCAUUUGCCGCGAUUCGCUUUUGUGUUUGGAAGUUAAUAGAGGGCUGCUGCAAUGUGGAUUCAGGUGCGCACCAUGGAUGGCAAGGAGACCCACCGGGUGGACUCCCUGUCCAAGCUCACCAAAGUGGACGACCUGCGGCUGAAGAUCAGCGAGCUCUUUAAGGUGGAGCCCGAUAUGCAGAGGCUCUUCUACAGGGGAAAGCAGAUGGAGGAUGGCCACACCAUCUUUGACUACAACGUGGGUCUGAAUGACAUUGUUCAGCUGCUGGUGCGGCAGAGCCUCCCCCAAGCCCCCCUCCCCAAGGAGAAGGAGGCCGAGCUUUCAGACUCGGACUCCGGUUGUGGCUCUGCCCAGAGCGAGUCGGAUAAGGGCUCGACACACGGCGAGGGGGACGGACAGACCGCAGGAAGCUCCGCCCAGACAGACGCCCUAGACUUGAUUGACCCAGGCUUCGGAUUCUACAAGAUAAAUGAGUUUGUGGACGCCCGAGAUUUGAACAUGGGCGCAUGGUUUGAGGCGAAGAUUGUGAACAUCACGAAGAAGACCAAAGACUCGGCAGAGGGAGACGCACAGAAUGAGGCGGCAGAGGAGGAGAUCCGUUACCACGUGAAAUAUGAAGAUUACCCAGACUACGGGGUGGUAGAGCUGGCCGGUAAGGACGUGCGUCCGCGGGCGCGUAUCGUGUACCAGUGGCACCAGCUGGAGGAGGGCAUGGUGGUGAUGCUGAACUACAACCCAGACGAGCCAAAGGACCGUGGCUACUGGUACGACGCCCAGAUCCAGAAGAAGAAAGAGACCCGCACGCAGAAGGAGAUCUACGCCAAGAUACUGCUGGGGGAAUCUGGGGACACUCUGACUGACUGCCGCAUCAUGUUUGUGACGGAGAUCUACAAGAUCGAGGAGCCCGGCAGCAAGGAGGGAGCAGAGGCGGGAUCAGAGAGUCCACUGAAGAGGUCCAAUGGGCCGGAGUGUAAGCACUGUAAGGACAACCCCAGCAAGGCGUGCCGCUGGUGUAACUGCCACGUGUGCGGCGUGAAGCAGGACCCCGACAAGCAACUGUUGUGUGACGAGUGUGACAUGGCCUUCCACACGUACUGCCUCAACCCCCCGCUGGAGAGCAUCCCAGAGGACGAGGACUGGUACUGCCCAGAGUGCAGGAACGAUGUGAGUGAGGUGGUGUUGGCAGGAGAGAAGCUGAAGGAGAGCAAGAAGAAAUCCAAGAUGGCGUCUGCCAACUCCUCCAGCCAGAGGGACUGGGGAAAGGGCAUGGCUUGUGUGGGGCGCACUAAGCAGUGCACCAUCGUCCCCUCCAACCACCACGGCCCCGUGCCAGGCGUGCCCGUCGGAACCCAGUGGAAGUUUCGGGUGCAGGUCAGUGAGUCUGGCGUUCACAGGCCCCAUGUAGCUGGGAUCCACGGCAGGAGUAAUGAUGGGGCGUACUCUCUGGUGCUGGCCGGCGGCUAUGAGGACGACGUGGAUGAUGGGAAUGAGUUUACCUACACAGGCUCUGGUGGCCGGGAUCUGUCUGGGAAUAAGAGAACAGCUGAACAGUCAUGUGACCAGAAGCUGACCAAUAUGAACAGGGCGUUGGCGUUGAACUGUAAUGCAGCGGUGAAUGAGAAGAACGGUGCGGAGGCAAAGGACUGGAAGGCGGGCAAACCGGUGCGGGUGGUGCGCAGUUCCAAGGGCCGCAAGCACAGCAAGUUCUCCCCUGAGGACGGCAACCGCUACGACGGCAUCUACAAGGUGCAGAAGUACUGGCCGGAGAAGGGCAAGUCUGGCUUCCUGGUGUGGAGAUACCUGCUGAAGAGGGACGAUGACGAGCCUGCCCCCUGGACCAGAGAUGGGAAGGAGCGCGUCAAGAAGCUGGGCCUCACCAUACAGUACCCUGAUGGCUACCUGGAAGCCGUGGCAGCUAAGGAGAAGGAGAAGGAGAACAAGAACAUGGAGGAAGAAGAGCAGGAGCCAGAGACACCCAGCAAGGGGAAGAGGAAAAGGAAAUCCCAGAAAGUGGAGGCAGAGGAGAAGGGCUCCCCACGGAAGAGCCCCGCCAAGAAGACGAAAGUGGAGGCGUACAAGCUGAGCCGCGAGCAGAAGUCGCUCAUCAAGGCGGACGAGCUCAACAAGAAGGUCUGGGGUGAAGCCAUGGAGUCCCUCAGUCUGGGGCCGAAAUUCCUGAAUAAAGUGGAGGAAGUGUUCAUGUGCAUCUGCUGCCAGGACGUGGUGUUCCAGCCUGUCACCACAGAGUGCCUACACAACGUCUGCAGGGAAUGCCUUCAUAGGUCCUUCAAGGCCGACGUGUACUCGUGCCCUGCGUGCAGGCACGAUCUGGGAAAGACCUACGAGAUGAGCGUGAACAAGUCCCUCCAGACCGUCCUCAACCAGCUUUUCCCAGGCUACAGCAGCGGCCGAUGAUGCCCGCCGCCCCCCUGCUCGGCCCCGCGCCAACAACAUGAACUCUGAGGGCAAUUUUCAAACAACUCCAUCUGUUCCUGCUAAUGUAUUUAACAUGUAAUGACUUUAAAAUCAGGGUGUCGGGCUGCCCCCCUGCCCCCACCUCCACACGUGAUGAGAGCGUGGGUUCAAUGAAAUGCAAUCAGUUCCUGUCUAAAUUGCCUUAAUUUAGCCAGUCAUAUUACGUAGAGUUUGACGGCCUGAGUGAGAGUCGCUAGAAUUCCUGCUUGUAACAUAUCCCCACAUUCCGUUAGCGCUAGACUGGGAUUGGAUGUGUUUUUAAACGGGUGAUCAGAAGGUUAGGUGUCACGAGUCGGCAUCACCGUUGCUGUUAAUUGUCUAGAAUGCUGUACAGCCAUACACAACCCCCCCACAAACAAACACACACACACUCAAGGUUCACUGUCCAGGUGUAUGAAUUGUGUUAAUUCAGCUUCCUCCCCCAGUCUGCAGUGACGCAGACGAUAGAUGCAGAUGAUUGACUUCAGAACAGAUGCGAGUUAGCUGUUUCCUUAUCUACUCUCUCCUGGCUUUGAGCUGAAGUCAAUGAAAGUACAAAAGCUCUGAGGCUGGCACAGUCUCUCUCUCUCCCCCCGUCUGUCUGUCUCUUUCUUUCUUUCUUUCUCUGUGAGACUGAUGGGUGUCUGGUGCACCAUGGAGUAGUGACUGAGAUGUGCUGUCCUGGACCUUUGUAUCUCCAGUGUUAAUGAGUCAGCUGCCCCUUCCCCAAACUUAACUCCCCCCACCUUGUUGAUUUGAUAUUUUAGCUUUAACAUUCCUGUAAGUUACUAUCAUACACUUUACUUUUAUACGCUAUUGGUGCGGUAUAUAAUUCCGUCAUACUUACUAGCUUUUUGUUGUGAUGGACAUAAUCGCCAGUUUGUAAGAUAAAUGUAGCCAAGUAAUAUUCCCUCGUAUAUUUGGUUUGUUUUAGCGUUUAAUCCAAAUGUAGUUACCAUGUGAUUGGAAGAUUGAGAAGAUCCAAAGAUCCCACUAUGCCCUAACACUUUUCCCUAGAAAAGAUUUAAUUGUGAACCUGUAAACUGAUGUACACAAUGAGGUGUUCUCACACACCUCUCCCAAUGUUUCUCCUUAGGUGAAGAAGUGAAGAGCAAUUUUCUCAACAAAAAAAAUUAAAAUAAAUAAUCAAACAAAAACAAAAAAACAUCCAUGCAAUUUUGGUUUCCUUUCCGUUUUAUAAUUGCCGAAGGCUGCAGACGUUAUUUCCUCUUUUUAGAUUAUACCUCAGCUGUUUCUAUUCAUAUUUUAUAGACUGGAAAUGUAUAUUCUGAAAUUGUUUAUAUUUUAGCACUUGUUCAGCAGUUGUAUUUUUCUCUGUAGGUGUCGGCAUAUAGCGGUUUCUGGACACAGAUUUUGUGCAGAUUUUCAAUAAAUUCUUAUUGACCCUUUUUCUAAAAAUGAAA
Messenger RNA from Clupea harengus (Atlantic herring), 4026 nucleotides. RefSeq names its product ubiquitin-like with PHD and ring finger domains 1 (gene uhrf1). Gene Ontology annotation, biological process: negative regulation of gene expression via chromosomal CpG island methylation; protein ubiquitination. The record is from RefSeq and is a predicted model, not a curated record. Gene Ontology annotation, molecular function: ubiquitin protein ligase activity; protein binding. Lineage: Eukaryota; Metazoa; Chordata; Actinopteri; Clupeiformes; Clupeidae.